Molecule: messenger RNA, 9151 nt
Organism: Chelonia mydas (Green sea turtle)
Lineage: Eukaryota; Metazoa; Chordata; Testudines; Cheloniidae
Gene: MPDZ
Product: multiple PDZ domain crumbs cell polarity complex component
Exons: 46
Coding region: 925-7008 (2027 amino acids)
Molecular function (GO): protein binding
Source: RefSeq, a predicted model, not a curated record
CUCCGCCCGGGGAACGUUCGGUGGGCGCCGAGGGAGAGGCGCCUGGGUGUCUUUGCCCCCCGGGGGGGGGCUCUGCCUUUGUCUCCCCCCCCCCCCGCGGCUGCCCCUUUCGGUGUAACUGUAAAAGGAUGCGGGGGGGGGAGGGGUUCCCCUCUCACCCCAAAGAAGGGAUUUAGCCAUAACACCCUCCCCCCCUUAAAGUUUCCUGUGGGGGGGGGCGCUGGGGUUGUGGCCCCCGGGUGUUGCUAGGAGGAGGGGAGGGCGCCACAAGGCCUUGCGCCGAACAGGGGAAGCCGCUGCUGGUGGGCUGAGCCUGUUGCUUCUUUCUUGGGCUUUCGGGCGGGUGGCCGGCGUGCAGCGCCCGUGCAAGGCUGCCGCCGCGGGCCACGCUCGCCGGCUGGCCCUUGCUAGACCCGGGGCUGUCGGAAAGCGCGGGGGAGGAGCGGGGAGAACUGGGGAAAGAUGCUCUGCCGCGAAUGUUUACUCGGCUUGGCUCUUAAGGGCGCGUCCCUGGAGGCGGCGAAGGGAUACUGGUCACUGCUGCUCCAUCGCCGGCCUGGGCCAGGAGAGAUCCUGCUGUAAACAAAAAGCCACGUCUCCGCCGGGUAUUGCAAGUAGCUUCUGGCGUGGGCAUUUUGUAACCCCCCGAGCGGACCGGAGCCCCCCCCCCCCCCCUCCACCCAGCUCGCCUCGUGGGCUCUGCACGCACAAACCCUGUUUUUAUUUUGGUAUUUUGCAAACGGUCUUGUGUUACUCAGCUCUCCCCGCCUCCCCCAUGCCCCCUCAUUCAACAGGAUAAAGUCUGAGCUCCAGUUUAAGGGUGUCAAUGAACAUAUUGCACUCCUAAUUUCCUGGAGUAGACAGAAAGGGAAGUAUAUUAGCUGCCAUUUCCAAUUUUGGGAUAGAAACCGAGCAGUGGAAAACAUGCUGGAAGCAAUAGAUACACAUCGGGCCCUGCGGGCAGUGGAGCGCCUGCAGGCGAAACUGCGGGAACGAGGUGACUUAGCAAAUGAGGAGAAGUUGAGCUUGCUAAAAUCAGUGCUUCAGAGCCCUCUCUUCAACCAGAUCCUGAACCUUCAGACGUCUGUCCACCAGUUGAGAGAUCAGGUAAAUGUCGCACCAUCCAUACAUUCGGCUGGCGAGUUCCCACAGCUUCCCCAUCAUGGUGCUAGUGUGGAUUCCCUACCACAUAACGAAUCCUAUUUAUUGGCUCAGCAGAAUGGCAGCCCUGCUAAUGUGCUAGAAGCAUCUGUGAGAUCUGUUACUCCUCAGAUUAAUGGGAAAUCCUCCAGCUCCAGUGAUGAAUUGGAGCAGCUAAUCAGAAAUAUGUCACAGGGUCGCCUCGUUGAGACCUUAGAGCUGGUUAAACCUCCAAGUGGUGGGCUGGGCUUUAGUGUUGUGGGAUUGAAGAGUGAAAACAGAGGGGAACUGGGAAUAUUUGUGCAGGAGAUCCAAGAAGGAAGCGUGGCAUAUAGAGACGGAAGGCUGAAGGAAGCAGAUCAAAUCCUUGCUAUUAAUGGACAAGCCCUUGAUCAGACAGUUACUCAUCAACAGGCUAUCAGCAUCCUGCAGAAGGCAAAAGAUAAUGUCCAGCUAGUUGUGGCCAGGGGUUCCUUGCCUCAGCUGAUCAGUCCUGUAGUUUCUCGAUCUCCAUCUGCUGCUAGCACAGUCUCUGCCCAUUCCAACCCGGUCCACUGGCAGCAUGUGGAGACCAUUGAGUUGGUGAAUGAUGGAUCAGGUUUGGGAUUUGGGAUAGUGGGAGGAAAGUCAGCUGGAGUGAUAGUUAAAACCAUCCUCCCAGGAGGAGUAGCUGAUCAGCAUGGAAGGUUAUGCAGUGGAGACCACAUCCUGAAAAUUGGCGAUACAGACCUGGCUGGAAUGAGCAGUGAACAAGUGGCACAAGUUCUGAGACAGUGUGGAAAUCGAGUGAAGUUGGUCAUUGCAAGAGGUCCCGUAGAGGAACCACCUCCACCAGCCGUCCCUCCAUCUACCCCCGUACCAACUUCCAUACCAGAGAAACGGGCAGAGACUUCUUUUGAUAUUGAUGAAGAUGGAGAGAAAUUUGAUGUAGAACUCACUAAAAACCUCCAAGGAUUAGGAAUAACUAUUGCUGGUUACAUUGGAGACAAAUCCUCAGAACCUUCUGGUAUUUUUGUGAAAAGCAUUACAAAAGGCAGUGCUGUUGAACAUGAUGGUAGAAUCCAUAUUGGAGAUCAAAUUAUAGCGGUGGAUGGAACAAAUCUUCAGGGUUUUACUAACCAACAAGCUGUAGAGGUUUUGCGGCACACAGGACAAACGGUUCGACUCACUUUGAUCAGAAGAGGGCUUAAGCAGGAAAAUCACAUUCAGCCCCAUGAGGACUUCACUGCUGCUGUUGAAAAGGACUUAAUUUUCCAAACUAUGGAUAAUGGCACAGCCAAAGAACAGUGUGAAAGAGAGCAGGGAUCUCCACCACUGCCGUGCAGUGCUGGUGUGGUACACAUUGGAGAGGACAGUAAACAGCAAGAAUCAGGUUUCCAGCUAACUUCCACAGGAGAAGCAGUAUUGCAGAAUAAAUGGCAGAGGAUUAUGGGUACAAAUUAUGAGAUAGUGGUGGCUGAAGUUAACAAAUUUAGUGAAAGCAGCGGGUUAGGGAUAAGCUUGGAAGCUGCCGUGGGACAUCAUUUCAUCCGAUCUGUUUUACCAGAAGGGCCAGUUGGACGAUGUGGCAAGCUGUUCAGUGGAGAUGAACUCCUGGAAGUGAAUGAAAUAUCUUUGCUUGGGGAAAAUCACAAGGAUGUGGUAAAUAUUUUAAAAGAGCUGCCUAUCAAGGUGACAAUGGUCUGCUGCCGUCCCAUCGCUCCCCCCGUCAGUCAGUCAGAGUUGGACAAUCUGACCCUCUCGGAGGUUCAGCUCACAGAAAAGUCUCAUGUAGACCUUGAUGAAGUCAUUGGCUCCUCAGAGACAGAGGGUACUGGCUUGGAAAUGGCUGAUGUAGGUCAGAAUAUCGACGAGGUGCAAGGAUCUCCUUUGGCAAUGUGGGAAACAGAAAUACAACAUGUUGAGCUGGAGAAAGGGAGCAUGGGACUUGGCUUUAGCAUAUUAGACUACCAGGACCCAGUGGACCCGGCAAACACAGUAAUUGUAAUCCGCUCAUUGGUUCCUGGUGGUGUUGCUGAACAAGAUGGCAGACUUCUUCCUGGAGAUCGGCUGAUGUUUGUCAAUGAUAUCAACUUGGAAAAUGGCAACCUGGAGGAAGCUGUACAAGCACUGAAAGGAGCACCAGUAGGAACAGUUAGAAUAGGAGUUGCCAAACCACUGCCUCUUUCACCAGAAGAGGGUUAUGUUUCUGCUAAGGAAGAUUCCUUUUUCUACACUGCCCAGUCACUUGAGGAGGAAGGGCCAGUUGAUGCAGCCCUCUUCCGUGCUGAGCUGGCUCUGGUGGACUCAAGUGAGGCAGACCUAGCGGAUGAAUCCACCUUUGAAUCACAGUAUACUUCAGACAAUGAUGACACCUUCCAGGCUUCUGUGUUAGCUCUGCACGGCAGUAGCUGUAGUGAUGGUCUGAACUAUAGCCUCUCUCUUCCAUCAUCAACUCCCAAGGGUGUUGGUGAAGAUUCCUCAAAUGCCUCAACUGAUUUCCAACCAUCCAACAAGAAUCUAUACAACGUGGAUCUAAUCCAGGGAGUGGGAGAGAACCAAUCCUUAGAGGACACGAGCAUGAUACCUGCUGGUGGUGUUUCCAAAAAGGGUCCUCUGCCUUCAGAUGUUUCUGAGAAACAUGCUGAAUAUGAAAACAUAGCUGCUUGGAUGGAACCUCAGGUGUCAGCCGAAGUUGCACAAAAUACAAACUCUGCUAUCACAGCGCACCCUGACCUUACUGGAAAAGAUGCAGUGUAUUUAAUGGAAAAGAGCUACCUGACAUCUACUACUGAGGGAAGUUCCACAAUCCAAAAUACACCCAAAAACAUGCAUGAGAAGACUAUCACUAUUGCAAAAGGCAAUUCAAGUCUAGGUAUGACCGUAAGUUCCAAUAAAGACGGCUCGGGAAUGAUAGUCCGCAGCAUCAUCCAUGGCGGUUCCAUAAGUCGUGAUGGACGAAUCGGUGUGGGGGAUUGUAUUCUAUCCAUUAAUGAAGAGACAACCACUAAUUUAACCAAUGCACAGGCCCGGGCUAUGCUGAGGAGACAUUCACUCAUUGGAUCUGAUAUAAAAUCUUCUCCAGCACCUGCUGAUGAUCAGGCCCCCUUUUAUGUGAUUAUAUAUGUGCCAGCAGAACAUUUGGAAGAGUAUAAAGCCAGUUUGGGACAACAACCAGAAGACACAAUACCACUCAAUCUCUUUUCUGCACACACUGUAAGCAGAGAAAUUCCAGAACUACCUGAACGUGAAGAGGGGGAGGGAGAAGAAAGCGAACUUCAGAAUGCAGCUUACAGUCACUGGAACCAGCCCAGACGGGUUGAGCUUUGGAGAGAACCUAGCAAGUCAUUGGGAAUCAGCAUCGUCGGUGGACGAGGGAUGGGGAGUCGGCUGAGCAAUGGUGAAGUGAUGAGGGGAAUCUUUAUCAAACACAUUCUGGAAGACAGCCCCGCUGGCAAAAAUGGAACUUUAAAAACUGGAGAUAGAAUAGUGGAGGCAUCCAGUCAGUCAGAUUCAGAGCCAGGAAAGACUUCAUUUAGUAACUUGCCUCUGCCCCCUCCUUCAGCAUUUUCAGGAAUGAGCUGUGAAAUUGCACAAUCAUCUUCCAGCAAAAUGGAAGAGGAUGUGGAAGAUGAUGAUGAGUUUGGUUACAGCUGGAAAAAGAUCACACAGCGUUAUGGAAAUCUACCAGGGGACCUGCACAUGAUAGAGCUGGAAAAAGGAAGGACUGGUUUGGGACUUAGCCUUGCUGGCAACAAGGAUCGGUCCAGGAUGAGUGUCUUCAUAGUGGGAAUUGAUCCAAAUGGGGCAGCUGGAAAAGAUGGCAGGUUACAGAUUGCAGAUGAGUUACUAGAGAUCAAUGGACAAAUUCUCUAUGGAAGAACUCAUCAGAAUGCUUCCUCGAUAAUCAAAUGUGCACCAUCUAAAGUAAAAAUCAUCUUUAUCAGAAAUAAAGAUGCAGUGAAUCAGAUGGCCGUUUGCCCUGGGAAAUCAGUAGAAUCUUUACCUUCCCCUACAGGGACUCCUCAAAAUCAAGAGGGUGAACCAAGUGCUACAAGUCCUGUUACGGCAAUAGACUUCAAUAUAUAUACAAAUAUUCAGCAUGUGGAACUCCCCAAGGAUCAAGGGGGACUGGGUAUUGCCAUCAGUGAAGAAGACACACUUAAUGGAGUGGUUAUUAAAAGCUUAACAGAUCAUGGUGCAGCAGCAAAGGAUGGACGGAUCAGAGUUGGAGAUCAGGUCCUUGCAGUGGAUGAUGAAGUUGUUGUGGGCUAUCCUAUAGAAAAGUUUAUCAGUCUGCUGAAGACAUCAAAGACCACAGUGAAGCUCACAAUCAACUCAAUUGAACACGAUAGUCAAACAUCUCUUCAAACAUCAACACCACCACUUUGCAGUGCUAACACAGGCGAGCGGAAGAACAUCCAACAGUCGCUGAUGAUUCCGUCUUCUGGAUCACCAGAACCAGAGACAAUUAAAAAUACAAGCAGGUCCUCAACUCCAGCCACAUUAGCCUCUGACCCAGCUACUUGUCCCAUCAUCCCAGGAUGUGAAACAACCAUUGAUAUCUCCAAGGGACGCACUGGACUUGGACUGAGCAUUGUUGGGGGAGCAGACACCUUACUGGGAGCUAUUAUUAUCCAUGAAGUAUAUGAAGAAGGAGCAGCAUCCAAAGAUGGAAGGCUCUGGGCGGGAGAUCAGAUUUUAGAGGUGAAUGGAAUUGAUCUCAGGAAUGCCACGCAUGAUGAAGCAAUAAGUGUUCUCAGACAGACACCCCAAAAAGUCCGUCUCACUGUCUACAGGGAUGAGGCCCAGUACAAGGAGGAAGAUAUGUAUGACGUACUGAAUAUAGAGCUUCAAAAGAAGCCAGGCAAAGGCCUUGGAUUAAGUAUUGUUGGGAAAAGAAAUGAUACGGGGGUGUUUGUGUCAGACAUUGUCAAAGGAGGAAUAGCAGAUACAGAUGGGAGACUGAUGCAGGGAGACCAGAUAUUAACAGUAAAUGGAGAAGAUGUUCGAAAUGCUAACCAGGAGGCUGUUGCUGCUUUGUUAAAGUGUUCAUUAGGUAUUGUAAGACUAGAAGUUGGAAGAAUAAAAGCAGGUCCAUUCCAUUCUGAGAGGAGAACAUCCCAAAGCAGCCAGGUGAGUGAAGGAAGUGGCAGCCUGUCAUCAUUCAGUUUCCCACCUUCUGGUUCCAACCCAUCUGAGGGCUUUGAAAGUGGUCUUAAGAAGAAUGCGCUAUCAUCUGAAAUACAAGGAUUAAGAACGGUUGAAAUAAAAAAGGGUCCUGCAGAUUCCCUAGGAGUGAGCAUUGCUGGAGGAGUAGGAAGUCCCCUGGGAGAUGUUCCCAUAUUUAUUGCCAUGAUGCACCCAAAUGGAGUUGCAGCUCAAACUCAGAAACUCAGAGUUGGGGAUAGGAUUGUUAAUAUUUGUGGAACAUCCACUGAGGGCAUGACACACUCCCAAGCUGUCAGCCUACUGAAAAAUGCUUCAGGCACUGUUGAACUGCAGGUGGUGGCCGGAGGGGAUGUAAGUGUCGUAACUGGUCAGCAACAGGAUCCACCAGCUUCCAGCCUUUCAUUUGCAGCACUAACCUCAAGCAGCAUCUUUCAGGAUGAUUUAGGGCCCCCUCAGUAUAAGACCAUUACUCUAGAUCGAGGACAGGAUGGUCUAGGCUUUAGUAUUGUGGGAGGAUAUGGCAGUCCUCAUGGAGAUUUACCCAUCUACGUUAAGACAGUAUUUGCAAAGGGUGCAGCAGCAGAGGACGGACGGCUGAAAAGAGGGGAUCAAAUCAUUGCUGUCAAUGGGCAGAGCUUAGAAGGGGUGACCCAUGAAGAAGCAGUUGCUCUUCUAAAAAGGACAAAAGGGACUGUCACUCUGACUGUUCUCUCAUGAAUUGGCUGUCCAAAGAAUAGGAUCAACAAGAUCCCAUUAUCUACAUUCCACAUAGCAAAGUUUAUGUAGCCAUCUUACUAUUCCAGCUUGACCAGACUGUUACAUCACUGAAGAAAAAAAUAACAAUUGUAUUUUUGAACACAAUAGAAGUAUUUGUCCUACUGUCGAAUCACUGGGAUGGGCUUAUGUAGUCUCUGGCAAAGACUUAAGGUUUUUUAUUAAUGAAUACAGUGAUCCACCAGAACAUGAAAGUUUACAUUAGUAACCGCAUUGCAAAACUGGAAUGUUUUGCAAAGAGGCUUUGAAUAUUUGAGAUAGGUGUGGGAGGGAGAAUGUGUGCACUAAACAGUCAAGGGGGAAGGAGAUAACUAAGAAUAUUUAAAAAGCAGAAAUAAAGUCACAGGAGGAACAACAGUUGAACAAAAGAAGAUAGAUGGAAAAAUUAGUUAGAAAGUCAGUGCUGCUAAUUCCAUGCUCCAGAAGCAAAAUAAUGGAGAGGUAGGGUUGGUUUUUUUUGGUGCUCGGGGGUUGAAAAAUCCACUUGCAGGAAACUUUCCCUGGUGAAUGAGGGAGCCCUACUGCACCUGCAAUAUCACAAGGAUUUAGGCUUCUCUUUUAAAGUAGUGAAGUUCCUAAGCUUGGUGGGUGUGAAGAUAAUGUUCCCGAUGUGAACAGUAAAAUGAACACUGUCCUCUUCCUAAGUUUGCAGAAUGGCAGCUCCAGUGUCACUGCUGCUCAGAGCUUCUUGAAGCAACAGCACAAAUUAACCACUCUGUCUAGCUACCGUGUCACUAGUCAGAGCCCAGUGGAAACAGGUGUGGAGUCAAUUUCAUGCUGCUGCUAUUGCUCUAAGCCAGUGGUGGACAACCUGCGGCCCACAGGCCACAUGCAGCCCAUCACAGUAAUCUGAUUGCAGGCCGUGAGACAUUUUGCUGACGUUGACCAUCCCCAGGCAUGGGGCCCCGCAGCUCCCAGUGGGCGGGAAAGGCAAACUGUGACUGCUACUGGGAGUUGCGGGGAGCCAUGCCUGCGGAUGGUCAAUGCCAGUAAAAUGUCUCGUGGCCCACAAUCAGAUUACCCUGAUGGGCCACAUGUGGCUCACCACUGCUCUAAGCAGAUACUGAAGACAUUCAGCGUGGAGGAGGACCCAAAAGAAGGGAUAGAGGAGGGGUAGAGUAAUAAAGACCCCCCCAGUAGAGAGGAGUCCAAAAGUAGGGCAAAUGAUAGAGGUUCCUCUUCAUCUUCACCCUAGUCAGAAAGCAUGCAGGAGGGGAAAGGAUGGGCAGAGAAAGAAGUCCCUUAGUCAUUCCAGCUGCUGGAAGGAGUUCUAAAUUAUUGAACACUUAAAAGCCAGACACUGAUAUGUAAGAUGGAGCCCUGUAAAGAUCUAGGAACAAUGCUCCUGGCUUCUCACUAUAAAGUGUUGUCCCUGGACCUUACUUGUGGAUUCCCUAACGGUCAGUUUCCCCACUUUUGCCUCAUAUGUAUCUGCUUGGUCAAGCCCCAUCUGUGAUUGAACCUUGUCACUAAAUACAAUAUGUCUUUAAAACCUUUAGAGAGGAAGAAAUGUCAAAGGUCAUGUGAGCACUGGUGUUCCUUUAGUCUAGGGUGCUGCCCACAGUGUACAUUCAUGUAGCUGCAAGAUUGCAUAUUGACCAGCAAACACCUAUAGCAGCUGGAGCACCAUGUCAGUUGUUUAUAAUAUUUAAUUAUUGAGUUCUAAAGCGGGAGCACAUUCAAACUGUGUUAGAGAAAUAUGCAAUUUUACUGAGUGAAAAACAGCAGGGUUAGGAGUGUUUGAGAGCUACUACUUGUGAAUUGAUAGCUAAAUAUAAGUGGAUUAACUAAAAAAAUCCCUCUUUUUCAAUAAUUAUUUGAGAUGUUACAAUACAAUAGGCUAAGAAAAACAGAUGGUGCCAGUACUUGAGGCAACUGGUGAUGCAUUAUUAGCCUGUACUCAUUCCAGUGUAGUGUGUGAAAUGCCUAAGUUAGAGUAUGUAAAGUCUCUUCAGAUAUUAUCUAUAUUUGUAACAGAAGUAGUGUACAGAUAUUUUAUUAUUGCCUUUGUGUCUAAAUGCAGGAUUCAAGAAAAUAAAUAUGAAGCUGUAAGUGGUGAAUUAAUAAAGUUACAGGUGUAUUUGUG